Molecule: messenger RNA, 2162 nt
Organism: Ectocarpus sp. CCAP 1310/34
Lineage: Eukaryota; Phaeophyceae; Ectocarpales; Ectocarpaceae
Source: the annotation of a GenBank genome assembly
AUGUUAUGUAGUAGUAUUGAAAGGUCUCCAUUAAUCAAUCCGGUUGAUGUUAAGAAGUUCCCUGUCAAAAGUAUUAUGUACAAUAGAGGAAUGAUCUAUGAUGGAGAGUUCGAACAAGAAGAAGAUACUUCUGAUUUAGGCGAAAGCUGAAAAGUUGAUUCGGAUGUUUUGGUGUCCAGGAAAAGUUGGCUGAUUUUUUUUUGGUAAACAUUUUAGGUUGACCUAAAAACUUUUUUGGGUUACUUUUGAAAAUUUACAAUUAUCACACAUUCAUUUUUGUAUUGUUUUGCCUUCCGACAAUUGCAGAUGUACCUCAGAAAACUUUCACUUAAUGUCUCAUACUCUACAUGAAUAUUAAACCAAUACGAAGUACAACAACAUAUGUAGGACUUAUUUCUACUGUCACUUACAUCGUAAAAACAUCUCCUCUUCAAUUUGAAAUAAAACCAACGACAAUCCUCAUGGUAUCCUACAUGCGUUCGUAAGCUUGCUAAAAUACUACUGCGUUGAUGUCCUCUUGUAGAAGCUGAAAUCCAACAAAUGCUUUGAUCCAUGCUACAUCUCCGUGUUGGAAAAGCCCUUUCUUCUCCGUUCAUGAUAACAUCUUGCCCUAUUCUACGCAAAUCUGUCACAUCUACUCUCAAACAAGACGCCACGCGUUCUACGAUGCGUCUACACUCCAUCCCCAUAUCGAGGUCGAUCUUGUUCGCCUGUUUUCGGCGUCUUGACGCCCGCUCAAUGCGAGCUUGUACCUCUGCACUCGCCGAGAUAUGGCCACCUGUGUAGCCACCGAAACGAUCUGAAGAAGUCGUUCCUUGAAGACUCCUUUCAGAGCCAUCGUUCCUCCGUCCCUUCCUCCCACGGCAUGUGUCGCAAGUUCAUCGAUGAACUCGUAACCCUCCUCUCCAAGGCGGCCAAAGCUUUCCACGGCUAAGGUGGUAAGUUUAAAGCUGCGUUCGUCAAAGGACACGUGUCCCGGACGAGCGUAGUGCUGACGCUUUCGCGCCUCGGAUGCUUGGGCUGCGAUUCCAUCGCUGGUCGCGCUGCCGUUCCGCAAGUGUACCUGUGCUUGCGGGUCUGCGUGUGUGACAUCGAGGAGUAUUCCUUUGUUGCGGUACCCCGGAGAAGAUGCGUUCGUGAGGGCUCCUGGCCUGAUGACGAUGUCCAUGCUCAGGUUUCUUUCCCCCGUGAACGGUGCCCCGCUUUCAACGUCGUGCUUGACGCGAAGGCUGUUGAGUGCUCUCGACAGUGCGUAUUUUAACGGCUCGUGCAUGUUGACCUGUGCUCCAUCCCUUGGACAGGAACGCGUGCCCCCCUUGCCCUUGCGAGCUUCUCGUUCGUGCGUAUGCCAUGUUCCUGGCCUCUUGACCUCCGUAGGGGUUGUCCCGCGUGGGUGGUACCGCCUCCUGGGGGAGGUGCUCCAGAGACUCCAUGAACUUUUCAAGUUGUAUCUUGUUAAUCGCCUUGCCCAGUUUGUGCUGGGCUUUCCUCGGCGUAGUAGAUUCCCCAUCGUGUGCUGCCAGUUCUGCAUCGGUGGGCUGACGCCUUCCGGUUUCUCCUGUCGGUUCUAAGGCCCAAUCAACCCAUGACGGGGGAAGAAUCACCUUCAGAAUCUCCACCGAUACUCCAUGCUCCUGGUUGAGUUCUUUGAUAGCGUCCCCCAUCCGCUCCACCAACACGGUUCCCGGUAUCCGAACUCUCACCGACUCUCCCAAUGGACCCCGUAACGCGGCUAUAACCGCAGGAAGGGUGCCGACUAGGUUGCCCAGAGAAGCUGAGAACCUUCGCAUAACGGCUGCUGGUAAUCCUAGUCCUCCGGCUCCUGUCGACAGGCGCCCUUGGGCUUGUUGAUAGGGCUUUAACUUGAAGCGGUCAGGCUGGCAGUCGUCUUGGAAGAACUCUUCUUCGACUUCGGUGUCUCUGAGCCCCAUCGUUGCCUCUAGGACCCACAUCACCAUAUUGUCCAGGCGUUCACAAGCCCCUCUCACUAGCUUAUGAUUGAUGCCUCUCUCGAUAUAACCGGAUCGCUGUGUCAGCGAUUGUGAUGUGACGAGGUGAGCCACCUGUUUGUCUGGCAUGCGCACCAGCAUGCGAGCAAGCUUGUCUGCACCCCCUUCAGUUAUCACUUUCAUUGCGAUAUCCUCGACGUAGGCAUCCGUCCC